This is a messenger RNA of Callorhinchus milii (elephant shark), 1504 nucleotides long. RefSeq names its product titin-like. The record is from RefSeq and is a predicted model, not a curated record. NCBI's taxonomy places the organism in Eukaryota, Metazoa, Chordata, Chondrichthyes, Chimaeriformes, Callorhinchidae. The annotation marks the transcript as partial. The transcript has 9 exons.
ACAGUCAUUGCCGGCAACACCUCACAGCUGCCUAUAGAGAGCCUCACGUUCAACAACAGCGGGGAUUACACUUGCAAUGUGAAGAAUGAUUACACCACGAUUAGCCGCACGGAGAAGGUUUCAAUCCUCGUGUACACUCUGCUGUCCAAUGUGAGCAUCAGCCUGAGUCCAGACAAGGAGAUAUUUAUCGAGAAUAAAGACACAACGACAUUGAGGUGUACAGUGAUGGGAUUGUUCCCCACCUAUUCCUGGGCACUGGAUGGACACCCGUUACCUGUAACCCCACGUUACACACUGUCUGCAGCUAAUAGCACUCUGACAAUCAGCCCCGUACACAGGAACGACAGUGGAGGGUUUAUCUGCGCGGCCAGUAACCCGGUGAACAGUGACAGCAGCAAACCAGUGAAGCUGGUGAUAACUGUGAGUAUAUUUGCUGUUGUGUUAAAACCAGAUCAACAGUGUAACUACAGGUGGACGCAUAACACCACAGUCAUUGCCGGCAACACCUCACAGCUGCCUAUAGAGAGCCUCACGUUCAACAACAGCGGGGAUUACACUUGCAAUGUGAAGAAUGAUUACACCACGAUUAGCCACACCGGAGAAGGUUUCAAUCCUCGUGUACAGGGCUCCCACACAGCAGAUCACAUGCGGAGCAGCCAGAUAAAGGAACAGCAUUGGUGUGAUGUGCUCCUGGGGUGGUGGGGUGCAGACUCUGUCCUUCAGCUGAAGGUUGGACAGACGAUUGUCAAUGCGACAAACGAGGGGAAUGUCACCAUCACAAAGGAUCAGCUCAGCUCCCGAGAGAUCUUCACAUGUGUUGGACGCCAUAUUGUCUCUGACAGUCAAUGCUCUAUAGUCAUUGAUAAACCCCAGAGAGCGUCAGGGUCUGAGCCUCAGGUGGAAGUGGGGAAGGAGGCAGAUGUGACCUUAGACGUGUCACUGACAGACACAGUGCGGGUGUCAGACCCUGGCCUGCUGCCCGCACACUUUACAUGGUCGAAGGAAGACAACUCCAUCACUGGCUCUGACGGCAAGUUCAACAUCACCUCAGGACCGACCUUCUCUAAACUGCUCAUCAGUAAAUUCCAGGCAACCGAUCAGGGCACAUAUCAAUGCCAUGUCACUAACGCAAUGGGAGAGAACUUCUUCCAAUUUGACGUGACUUUGAAAGGCGGAGUGAAUGUGGCCCUGAUAGUGGGGACAAUAGUGGGGGCUGUGGCUGUGGUGGUCAUUGCAACACUCGCUGUGUUGUACGUUUACAGGAAACGUAAGGAAGCCAAAACACAGCAAGAGACAGAGGGUGAACCAUACUACGAGACCAUUGAUGUCAGAGCUUCCUCUGCCAAUGUCUCCCAGAAGGAUUCAGGCCCUUACAUGGACCUUGGAAAGCACCAAAAAGAUAUUUAUCACAAUUUACGUCGUAAUGGCACCAGGAAGUAGAUAGCUGUGACAACGUAGAUCAAUUUCAAGAUCCUUUCAAUCAUCUACAAAUCCCUUCAGGCUC